AGGUGUUCAAGUGGUGCAAAGGAGGAAGAGGAAAAGAGGAUUAGAGGGUCGCCACGUUUAGCAAUAACCAAACCCUCUCUACUCUUUUUUCUUCUCCUUCUCUUCGCUAGGGUUUUAGCUUCUUCCUCUUCACUUCGUUCUUUUUCGCCUCUACAAUGAGCAACGACAAGGACACAUUCAACGUCGCCGAUCUCACUUCUGCUCUCAACGAGGACAAUAGAGCAGACCUUGUCAAUGCUCUUAAGAGCAAGAUACAGAGUUUGGCUGGACAACACUCGGAUAUUCUAGAGUCUCUGUCGCCCAAUGUCCGAAAGCGUGUUGAGGUUCUUAGAGAGAUCCAGGGCCAACAUGAUGAAUUAGAGGCUAAAUUUUUUGAAGAGAGAGCAGCUCUCGAGGCCAAAUACCAAAAAUUGUAUCAACCACUUUACACAAAGCGGUACGAAAUAGUAAAUGGUACUACGGAAGUUGAAGAAGGGGCAGUGAAAGAAACAGCACCUGAUAAUGAAGAGGAUCAAGAGAAAGGAGUGCCUGCAUUUUGGCUUACUGCUAUGAAAAACAAUGAAGUGUUGGCUGAGGAGAUUUCAGAGCGUGACGAAGGUGCUCUUAAGUAUCUCAAAGAUAUCAAGUGGAGCAGGAUAGAAAACCCUAAAGGAUUCAAGCUUGACUUUUUCUUUGAUACCAACCCUUAUUUUACCAAUUCUGUCUUGACAAAAACAUAUCAUAUGAUUGAUGAGGAUGAACCAAUAUUGGAGAAAGCAAUUGGGACUGAAAUUCAAUGGCACCCAGGAAAAUGUCUGACACAGAAGAUUCUUAAGAAAAAACCUAAGAAGGGUUCGAAGAAUGCUAAACCAAUUACCAAAACUGAAAAUUGUGAAAGCUUCUUCAAUUUCUUCAACCCCCCGCAAGUUCCUGAAGAUGAUGAAGACAUUGAUGAAGAUGUGGCUGAGGAACUUCAGAAUCAGAUGGAACAAGACUAUGACAUAGGGUCCACAAUAAGAGACAAGAUUAUUCCCCAUGCUGUAUCAUGGUUUACUGGGGAGGCCAUUCAGGGGGACGAGUUUGGAGAUCUGGAGGACGAUGAGGAUGAUGAAGAUAUUGAAGAGGACGAUGAUGAAGAUGAAGAGGACGAUGACGAUGAUGAUGAUGACGAUGAUGAUGAGGAAGAGAGCAAGACCAAAAAGAAGUCAUCAGCACCUAAGAAGAGUGGAAGAGCACAACUUGGUGAUGGCCAGCAGGGUGAGCGACCUCCAGAGUGCAAGCAGCAGUAGAAGUAUUUAUGCAGAAUGUCAUUUAUGUAGUUGAGUUUUGUUGGUGUUCGAGAAUGUCCUAAUGUGAAAGUGGGUUUCAUGUUGUUUUUUAAUGUUUCUUAAAUUGAUUUUCCUCCCUAUAUCUUGGCAGUCCGAAUUUGUUGCGAGUCCCUUCUCUUAUUUUGCGCCUGGUAGAGAGAAUGUGGUUAUAGGUAGAGAUGCUGUGAUUUGUUUAUGCUGGAAUUUGUACUGCCAUCAGUAUACUUGAUUAUAGUUUGUGCGCCAACUAGUAAUUUUUGCUGUUAUAAGAACUUGAUUAUAGCUCGAUCAACAUUGUUUUAAGUAUUGGAAGGAAGUCUAUGUAAAGGUUACCGUAAGGUUCAUGUUA
Glycine soja is the source of this 1635-nucleotide messenger RNA. RefSeq names its product nucleosome assembly protein 1;3-like. The transcript has 12 exons. Gene Ontology annotation, cellular component: chromatin; nucleus. Gene Ontology annotation, biological process: somatic cell DNA recombination; nucleosome assembly. Lineage: Eukaryota; Viridiplantae; Streptophyta; Magnoliopsida; Fabales; Fabaceae. Gene Ontology annotation, molecular function: chromatin binding; histone binding. The record is from RefSeq and is a predicted model, not a curated record. The coding region runs from base 156 to 1268 and encodes 370 amino acids.